CCUGUUAAAUACAGAGAGAUUAGAUUCACAUUCAGAGAUUAAGACUUUGUAGUUUUUUUUCAUGCAUCACUGCUAAAGUUUCAGUUCAGUUUAUCAAAGUGUAACUAAAGCAUUGCACCAUAACCUAAUGUUUGCAACAAUGUAGUUAAAUAUCUACUUAACAUGCUCUCAUAGAGACAAAACUGGAAAGUGUUUAAAUAUGAAAAUGGACUACAACUACAACAUUUAUCCUUUUUAUACAUAAAAGUAUAAAUGAAUUAUAUAUACUGUAAACUGGAAAUAAACGUUAUGACAUUAAUGACAUGAUAAAAUGUGCAAAAAAAUGUUGUAGUUGCUUUUGAUAUAGAAAGGGUGAAGUGUAAGUGUCAUUUUUAAAUGUGCCAUUUAAUAGGAUAUAUCAAAAGUCUCCAAGUCCUUCCCAUUUCAAAUACAAUGACAGAACACAACAGAAAAAUCAGGCUUACCCCAGUCACCUAAUGCGUUUUUUUCUUCAUGCAAAAGCACUUUCAAAAACCCUACUCUCGUUAAAUACGCUCUCAGAUGCUAUUUGCAUGUUUUGAGUAUCUAAAGAGCUGCAGAUCUUCACACUGGAUGACUUGCACCAACUCUGAACGGAGCUCCAACACUUAUGGUCAGUCAUGGGUUAAUGAAAUUGGGGCCACACGCAGAGGUGCAUUUCCUCCACUAGAGGGCCCUACAUAGUGCACUAAACACCCUGCUGAGGGCCUCUGUGAUCAGAAAGUAUUUACUGGAGCCUAAACUCUACAUGAAAGAUUAAGAAAUGUUGAUUUCCUGUGCAUCUGCAUAAUAUUUACAUUACACAACUGCAAUUAAUACAUGACUCUUUUAAUGGAGAAUGUGUGUGAGUGUUUGUGCGUGUGUGAGUUUUGAAAGAUUUGCUCAGAUUAACAAACCCCCGCAGUUUUCCACAAUGCCUCUUUGUUAGUGGAAAACAGAUUAACAGGUCAAGUGACCGGAGGUGUGGGCGUCUCUGCUCGAUCUUUCCCGUCUUUAACGGUUCCGGUAAAGACGUCAACUCCCAAAACAUCACACGCUGUGAGUAGAGUUACUUCUUUCUUACAGAGACAGUGUUUCAGGCCUACAGACAAGGAAUGGAAAGCAGUUGCAUUUGAUAUGAUGGAUUUACAGUCUGAUGUUUUCUGUUUCUCUUCUAAUACUUCUCACAUUUGCUUCAUUUGACCCAUGCAUUUGAAUAUAACUGGCUUGUUGCGAUUAGUUUAGAUGCUGAUGCAUGCUUACUAACAUCUGAUUCAGCCAGUGCUGAACAUGCAUGCAUGUGUUUCCCGGUGUAGAUGUCCAGGCUUAUCAUCUCUAAUCAUAGUGAAAGGUCAGUAGAGACUGUGAUUGACAGGCUGUGAGUGGUCUUCCGGUCCAAAGCGGGCAGCGAUGACGGUGACAUACUCACGGUGGGUGGCAGAUGCGCGCCUGGGCACCUUUUAUCGCCUGCUUCUGCGAUGGAAAGGGAGCAUCUACAAACUGUUAUAUCGAGAGCUGCUGAUCUUCACUGUGAUGUAUGGCACCAUCAGCAUCACAUACAGGUGUAUACUGACUGAAGAGCAGCGCAGGAUGUUCGAGAAGCUCUCCAUGUACUGCGAUCAGUACGCACAACUGAUUCCUGUGUCGUUCGUACUGGGUUUCUAUGUGACUCUUGUGGUGACUCGUUGGUGGGGUCAGUUCGAGAGCGUCCCGUGGCCGGAUCGCCUGUCAGCGCUGGUUAGCGGACAUGUCCGGGGUGCAGAUGAAGGGGCCAGACUCGUCCGCAGGAGUCUAAUGCGUUACGCCAACCUGUCAGGCAUCCUGAUCUACCGCUCGGUCAGCACCGCCGUCUACAAGAGGUUCCCCACCAUGAGCCACCUGGUUCAAGCAGGUUUGAUGACGGCUGAGGAACUGAGGCACUUAGAGGAGCUGCCCUCCCCUCAUAAUAAGUUCUGGGUUCCCUGCAUGUGGUUUGUCAGUCUGGCCAUGAGAGCUCGAUCUGAAGGACGCAUCAAUAAUGACGUCGCAAUGACCGCCAUCCUCAACGUUGUAACCGUGGCUGUGUACAGUUUCUUUUUGGCUUGUCUGAUUGGUCGGCAGUUCCUCGACCCCGCCCAGGGUUACCCGGGUCACAACCUUGACUUCUACCUGCCCGUCUUCACCUUACUGCAGUUCUUUUUCUAUGUGGGCUGGCUCAAGGUGGCAGAGCAGCUCAUUAAUCCGUUUGGGGAGGAUGACGAUGACUUUGAGACGAACUGGCUGGUGGACCGUAAUUUACAGGUGUCUCUGCUGUCAGUGGAUGAGAUGUAUGAUCUGGUUCCUCUGGUUGAGAGAGAUAAAUACUGGGAUGAAUCUGAACCUCAGCCGCCUUACACAGCUGCCAGCGCCGAACACCGCAAACCCUCAUUUAUGGGAUCUGCUUUGGACAUCAGCGUUCCCAAAGAGGAAAUGGAAUUCCAGCACAAUCUGGAGCAGAUUAAAGAACACGAGGAAGCCAAUCAUUCCACUCCAUUUCUAGGCAGCUUGAGUCGCAUUCUUGGCGUCCAGUCGCCCAAUUUCCCCCGCUUGACACCCACAUCCCAAGUCUCCCUCCUGCGGCGACGUCCCCGUGCCCCCUUCUCUCGCUUCCCACUUUAUCUCCAUCCCGAGAGCUUUCUGAUGCCCAGCCAUGCCCGGAACGCUGACAUGGAGGAUGCAUUCUCAUCCAUGCCUCUAUACGAAAGACCCGGUUUCUACAGUUGUCCUCAGACGCCCAUCCACUGCGUCCCUCCAUCCAUUCCUCGCCCAAGACCACGAAGAGUGCACGGCGACAGCUCCAGCUCCCUGGUGCAUCCGUUGAUGGGCUCUCAAGUCUUGGCUCCGCCCGACACUCCUGCGCCUCCUUCCUCCGCCUUCCCUUGGGUGGGUGAAGACAGCGAACAUUCGUGUCCCGCCUUCUCCUUUCCAGACCCUGUGCCUGAGCUGUUACCCAAAGUACGGCCAAGUCAAGGGUUGCCGUCGCGCCGCCCCCUGCCUCUGCGACUUUCUUUGGAGACAACCCCAUCUCCGUCUACACCUGAAAGGGUGUUUUCUUUCACUCCUCCAUCUUGGUCGCAAGCUCAAAUCAAUACCGCCAGUUCAGGGAGUGUGAACGCAGCUGCGACUUCAAACAGCAACAACAACCUAUACAACAGCGUGGCAAACAACCCCUGGCCAAUCAGCAGAAGCACCACUGCAAGCACAGCCAAUCCCAUCAGCCCAAGCCCCACGGCGACUCAGCAGACAGCCAAUCAGCACAACUCUGCCAACGACUCUGGCAUCUCAUUGGCUGAGGGGGAUCUGUUGGGUGCUGCGGUGAAAACAAAGGAACAGCUCUGAAUUGGGUGGAAAAUACCAGCUUAGACCAGCAUGGAUUCUCUUCCAGACUAGUUUAGAGCUGGUCUAGCAUGUUUUAGCCUACAUUUAAGACAUUUUAAGAAACCUCAGUAGCGGAAGUCGUCAUAGCUGGGUAAACUUCUGCAAUGGAGAACAGAAAUACACAUUUGCCCCAACA
Molecule: messenger RNA, 3529 nt
Organism: Cyprinus carpio (common carp)
Lineage: Eukaryota; Metazoa; Chordata; Actinopteri; Cypriniformes; Cyprinidae
Gene: best1
Product: bestrophin 1
Molecular function (GO): chloride channel activity
Source: RefSeq, a predicted model, not a curated record